AUGAGGUUUUCAGGCACCCAGUUUGCCCAGUUGAACCAGCCUUCCCCAAAUGUGGACCUGGUCACUCGCUCUGCAGCUAGGGAUAUCAGGCAUAAAGCAGAAUCUGCAGGGAUUAUCAUCCCUCUGGCUAGCCAACAAAGUGAUAAAGUCAUCCGGAUUGUUCCUGACAGUGAAAGGGAAACACAGAUCCUGAAGGCUGUAUUUAGCAGAAUUAAGAAAGCAGAAUCGAGUCAGCCGUUCAAGAGGUACUUUGAACAACACAGGUUGGUUCCUGCACUACAGGUGGACCUGUGGCAGCCCAGCAGCACCUCGUACAUUGCCGAAGGAACGGUCACCGACCUGAGAGUACCACACAACACGUCCCAGCUUCUGCUGCCCUCCCUCCAGCAGACCAACAUCCCCUACACGAUUCUCAUAUCAGAUUUACAGAAAGCAAUAGAAAAGCAAUCUGGACGGAGGCCACAAAGAAAUCGAAGGUCUCUUCUUGAGUACAACUAUGAAGUAUAUCACUCGCUGGACGAAAUCCAGAAUUGGAUGUAUCAUCUGAAUGAAACUUAUUCAGAUCUUAUUCAUAUGUUCUCAGUUGGAAAAUCCUAUGAAGGCAGACCGCUGUUUGUACUCAAGUUAGGUAAAAGAUCACAGCCUUACAAGAAAGCUGUCUGGAUAGACUGUGGGAUUCAUGCAAGAGAGUGGAUUGGACCUGCCUUUUGCCAGUGGUUCGUGAAAGAAGCUCUUCAGACAUACCAGACUGAUCCUGCCAUGAGAAAGAUGCUAACUCAGCUGUAUUUCUAUAUCAUGCCUGUAUUUAAUGUGGAUGGAUAUCAUUUUAGCUGGACAUAUGAUCGAUUUUGGAGAAAAACAAGAUCAAAGAACUCAAGGUUUCGGUGCCAUGGUGUUGACGCCAAUCGCAACUGGAAAGUGAAGUGGUGCGAUGAAGGUGCUUCACUUCACCCGUGUGAUGACACCUACUGUGGUCCCUUCCCUGAGUCCGAGCCUGAAGUUAAGGCUGUUGCUCAUUUUCUCCGCAGACAUCGCAAACAGAUCAAAGCCUAUCUGUCCUUCCAUGCCUAUGCUCAGAUGCUGCUCUACCCCUACUCUUACAAGUAUGCAACGAUUCCAAACUUCAGCUGUGUGGAAUCUGCAGCCUAUAAUGCCGUUAAUGCUCUCCAGUCAGCUUAUGGGAUACGAUACAGAUACGGUCCUGCAUCCAGCACGCUGUAUGUGAGCUCUGGUAGCUCUAUGGACUGGGCCUACAAAAAUGGCAUUCCCUAUGCAUUUGCGUUCGAGCUGCGCGAUACUGGACACUUUGGAUUUUUACUUCCCGAGACGCUCAUCAAACCAACGUGCACAGAGACCAUGCUUGCAGUUAAAAAUAUAACCCUGCAUCUGCUGAAGAAAUGUCACUGAAGCUGUGUCUAGGAUCUGGAAUUCAAUGUUCACUUCCAAUGUU
Tinamus guttatus (white-throated tinamou) is the source of this 1450-nucleotide messenger RNA. Lineage: Eukaryota; Metazoa; Chordata; Aves; Tinamiformes; Tinamidae. The record is from RefSeq and is a predicted model, not a curated record.